UUUUUUUGGCCAAAACAAAUAUAAUGAAAUAUAUUUACAUUGAAUGUAUAUACAGUGUGUAUAUGUAUAUGCAUUAAAGCAUUUUGGGCUAUGUACGAAAUUGUAUGGCCAAAGUGUAGUGUAACUAAAAGAAAAGCAUAUAAGACAAAUAAUACUCACCAAAAAAAAAAAACAAAAAAUACAAAAUUGAAAAUAAAAAAUAACUGAAGAAAAAACAACAACAACAACAAUAAUCAAACCAGAAAGUAACUACACCAGUGCAGCCGUUACAACGUUUAACGUUUAACGAAAAACAAAAACAGAAAAAAAUCUGCGCCUGACUGACUAGCUGGUCAUACUAGUGGUGCUGUUGCUGUGCUAGUCGCGCUGAGGCCUUUUUUUUGUUAUUAAUUGUGGUGGCGGUGUUAUAGCUGCUGGAACUGCAACCAACAAAAACAAAAACAACAAAAAUAAAAACAAAACGUACAACACCAAAAAAGACGUUUUUUAUGUUAUUUGGCCAAAUUUAUACAAUCGUACGUUACAUUCGAUACAAUCGCCUUCAGCAGCUAAUGACAGCCGAGUGUGGCCAGGCAGAGGGACGGAUGGACAGACAAACGCCUUAGCAUUGCAUUUAAUCGCUGCGCGAUCGUCAUCUAAGUCAACGUUUUUUUAUUGUCAUUUCGUCACAAGUGCCCAUAGCAAGUGAGUGCAGACAGUAGCGGUGGCGUUGGUGGAAUCAUCAUCAUCCAAUCAAUUUGUUACCACAAACGUUGUGUGUUUUCAUGAAUUUUCGCUUCUUCUUCCAAAAAUUCCAAAUUAAAAAUUCAUCAAAGUAUUCCGCAUUCAAAAUAUAAAAACAUCAGCCAUUGAGUGAUAGCUGCGACAACAUUCUUUACCAGCAAUUCCAAUCGAACCAGUGGCUUAAUCAUAAUUUAUAAGCAUGAAGUAUUUAAUAAUUACCUCAAUUUUUCUGAUAUGUGCGGGGAGUUGUUUGUCAGCCGACAUUUUAAUGGUCACAAUGGGUGGCACCAAAUCACAUAAGAUUCCUUUUUGGGAAUUGGCCAAAGGCCUGAUAGAUCGAGGUCAUAACAUCACGUUCCUUAAUGGCUUCCCCUCUGAUUUCCACAUAGAUGGCUUGCAUGAAGUGACACCAUCUGGUCUUGUCGAAUACAUUCAAAAUUACACCAACUGGGAUUUGGUGGGGGCUCGAAUGCUAGGUGAGAUGCCAAUAUCUCUGUGGGAUGGCAUUCGUUAUGCGUUUCAGUCAUGUGAUGCCAUGUUGGAGGAUGCCGAAACCCAGGCUCUGAUGAAUCGCAACUUUGAUUUGGCCAUACUGGAUGGUGCCUAUCCCGAGUGUGCCCUGGGCAUGGUCUAUCAAUAUAAGAUACCUUUCAUGUACAUCAACACCGUGGGUUUCUACACAGGCAGUUUAUCUAACUCGGGCAAUCCUGGUUCAUUUUCUGUAACUCCAAAUUUCUAUUCGAGUUUUACGGAUAACAUGAACAUACUGGAGAGAGCUAUGAAUACGGCCAUUCAAAUAACUUCGGAUGUGGUGCAUAAGUUCGUCAUGGCUUGUGUCUAUCGUGUUAUGAAGGAGCGUUUGGGCAAUCAUAUACCCCAUCCCUAUGACAUCUCCCGAAAUGUCAGCUUCAUUUUACAAAAUGGUCAUGCUGUUGUUUCCUAUCCCCGUGCUUUGAACCCCAAUGUGGCAGAGGUGGCUUGUAUUCAUUGUAAGCCCGCCAAACCUUUGCCCAAGGAUUUGGAAGAUUUCAUUAAUUCAGCUGGAGAAUCAGGCUUCAUCUAUGUCUCCAUGGGUUCUUCGGUGAAGGCUGCAAAUAUGCCCAUAACCCUGCGUCAUUUGUUGGUGCAAACCUUUGCCCGCUUGCCCUAUCAUGUUUUGUGGAAAUAUGAAGGUAGUGCUGCCGAAAUAGAUGAUCUAUCGGAUAAUGUAAUGCUGAGUCGUUGGUUACCACAACAGGAUAUAUUGGGUCAUCCCCGGCUGCGUGCUUUUGUCACCCAUGGUGGCCUGCUGAGUAUGUAUGAGACCGUCUUUCAUGGUGUGCCUGUGGUGACAAUGCCAGUAUUCUGUGAUCACGAUGUGAAUUCGGCCAAAGCUGAGUUGGAUGGUUAUGCCAUCAAAUUGGAUUUGGAAACUUUGACAGCGGUACAAUUGUACAAGUCCAUCAUGAAGGUCAUACAUGAUCCUCAGUAUAGGAAUGCGGCAAGAUUCCGUCAACGUUUGCUAUUGGAUCAACGUACCACACCUUUGGAGACCUCGGUGUAUUGGACGGAGUAUGUGCUGCGUCAUAAGGGUGCCUAUCAUUUGCAGUCACCAGCGCGCAACAUGAAUUGGUUGCAAUAUUACCUGAUAGAUGUCGCUGCCUUGUAUAUGGCCACAAUAUAUCUGAUCUAUUUCCUUAUAAGACGUUUCCUUUUACGUUUCGAUGUGAUAAGAUCGUUACAUACCCCCACAAAAGCUAAAAAGUUAUAAACAUUUGUUACAAGUCUAAAACAGAUAAUAAUUCCAUUUUGUAUUAGUAAAACAAACUAAAAGUAGUUUUAGUGGUAAGUUUCCCCCCUUCCCCCAAAUAAUUGUAUGUACCUAUGUAAUUAUCUAUGUAUAUGUUUAGUUAGAUUUCUUGUGGAUCAUUGUAGAUCUGCAUUUUAAAAAUAUUUUCGUGUCUAUUAUAAAUGGGUGAUAUUGUAAUUAUUUUGCUUAAUAUUGUCAAAUAUGCUUUUUUUCAUAUAUGAGUGCAAGGCAAAGGCGUUCUUCUCUUUCUUUAGCAUUGUUUUAAAUUAUUUUAGUAUGUUAUAUAUUUCCAAUUAGGAUAACAAAAUAAGUAAAAUUUUUGUAAAUAUCUUUCACAUUAGCAAGCAUCGUAAGUGAAGAACGAAAGAGAUGGGGUUUUUAUUAAGGAAAACAAUUACAACCAAUUGAAGUUUGGUUUUAACGCCUAUGCACCUACUAUACACACCAUACACACAAUGAGGAUAUUUAGAAUAAACCAAAGUCAAUUAUUUUGUUCACAAAUUAAUUAAAUUUAAUCGUAUAUAAUUAUGUAGUAAAAAUAUUAGAUGUAGUGUUGAAAUGACAUGUAGCCAAUAAAAAAAUAUUGUGAAGUAAAAUUUUCAUUUA
Messenger RNA from Stomoxys calcitrans (stable fly), 3118 nucleotides. It is a transcript of the gene Ugt50B3, whose product is annotated as 2-hydroxyacylsphingosine 1-beta-galactosyltransferase. The record is from RefSeq and is a predicted model, not a curated record. The transcript is spliced from 7 exons. The coding region runs from base 923 to 2473 and encodes 516 amino acids. Gene Ontology annotation, molecular function: UDP-glycosyltransferase activity. NCBI's taxonomy places the organism in Eukaryota, Metazoa, Arthropoda, Insecta, Diptera, Muscidae.